AUGUAUAACUCCUCCGUCUCCGAGAUCAACUCGAGCUUCCCGCACAGAGGAGAAGGAAUCAGCGAAUCGAAAAUGUCAGAUCUGGGCGCGACAUUGCCGUCGCCGUCUUCAGCGCCGAGAUCCGCCUCAGACUUCUUCUCCGAUCCUUACGACUCGCAUCCUCUAUGGUUCAAGCCUUCACUCUUCCUUUCCCCUGGCUUCGACUCCGAGUCUUACAUCUCAGAGCUCCGUACAUUCGUUCCCUUCGACACUCUCCGAUCUGAGCUCCGCUCCCACCUCGCAUCACUCAACCGUGAACUUGUUGAUCUCAUCAAUCGAGACUAUGCGGAUUUCGUGAAUUUGAGCACUAAGCUCGUGGACAUCGAUGAGGCUGUAGUCCGCAUGCGCGCACCGCUCCUUGCGCUCCGUGAGAAGAUCACCGGAUUUCGUGGAUCCGUGGAGGCCGCACUUUUCUCACUGAGGAGUGGAUUGCAGCAACGCUCCGAUGCUGCUGCUGCGAGGGAGGUUCUCGAACUGUUGCUUGAUACUUUUCACGUCGUGUCCAAGGUUGAAAAGCUUAUAAAAGUUCUACCAAGUGCUCCUUCUGAUUGGCAAAACGAGGAUGCGAAUUCGCUGGGAAGGAGUUCUGUGAAUGAUGAAAAUUCCACGCAGCAAGAUGGGACAACCAUGAGAGAAACACAGAGCAUGCUUCUGGAAAGAAUAGCUAGUGAAAUGAAUCGGCUGAAGUUCUAUAUGGCUCAUGCACAGAACCUGCCUUUCAUUGAUAACAUGGAGAAGAGGAUUCAAAGCGUCAGUGUGUUAUUGGAUGCUAGCUUAGGUCAUUGCUUCAUUGACGGGCUAAACAACAGUGACACAAGCGUCCUUUACAACUGCCUACGUGCAUACGCUGCCAUUGAUAACACCAAGAACGCAGAAGAAAUUUUUCGUACAACGAUUGUGGCUCCAUUUAUACAUAAAAUUAUUGCACGUGAAACAUCAGCAGAUGCUGCUGGAACAUCGGGAGAUGAACUUGAAAACGAUUACGAACAGAUCAAGCAGUUUGUUGUGAAGGAGUGUAAAAUUCUGCUAGAAAUAUCUUCAACUGAGAAAUCGGGUUUGCAUGUCUUCAACUUCUUGGCAAAUUCAAUUCUGAGAGAAGUUCUUUCCGCGAUUCAGAAAGUCAAACCAGGAGCAUUUUCCCCUGGAAGGCCUACUGAAUUCUUGAAGAAUUACAAGGCAAGCUUGGAUUUCUUGGCAUAUCUGGAAGGUUAUUGUCCGUCAAGGGCUGCUGUCACUAAGUUUAGAACUGAAGCAGUAUGUAUCGAAUUCAUGAAGCAAUGGAAUGUGGGAGUAUACUUUUCACUGAGGUUUCAGGAGAUAGCUGGAGCCUUGGAUUCUGCUCUCACUUCGUCUUCUCUUGUUUUCAUUCAGGAUUCUGAUUCCAACUUAACGCUCAGACAGAGCGCUACUCUUUUGGAGAGCUUGCGAUCAUGCUGGAAAGAAGAUGUUCUUGUUUUCUCUGCUGCUGAUAAAUUUCUUCGCUUGACCUUGCAGCUUAUUUCGAGAUAUUGCAUUUGGGUGUCAUCUGGGCUGCAUACUAGAAAGGGUAAUCCCAGCCCGAGUCCUGGAUGUGAUUGGGCAGUUUCAGCCACUGUUGAAGAUUUUGUAUAUGUUAUACACGAUGUAAAUUUUCUAGUCGCAGAAGUUUGUGGCGAUUACCUUGGACAUAUAUUACACUACAUAUCUUCAUGCUCCAGUGAAGUUCUUGAUGUGGUGAGGAUGAGCAUGUUACAGGGUGGUGAUAAACUAAAGGAACUGCUACCUUUAGUUACCAACACAAUAAUUGAAGUCAUUGUUGAUAAAUCUGUUGAGUGCCUAAGGCAGGUGAAGGGAAUAACGACGACAUAUAGGAUGACUAAUAAACCGCUGCCGGUUAGGCACUCACCAUACGUUGUUGGCAUAUUGCGUCCUCUAAAGGCAUUUUUGGAGGGAGACAAUGCUACACAUUACUUGACCCAAGAAACAAGGGACGAGUUACUGCUUCGCACAGUCACUGAAAUUACCAGGCGGUAUUACGAAGUAGCUGAGGAGCUUGUUAGCGUGGCGAGGAAAACAGAGUCGUCGAUUCAGAAAUUUCGUCAAAAUGCACAGAAACGAACAGGUGCAGCGUCAGGUGCCUCUGACCAGAAUGUAUCUGAAACAGACAAGAUGUGUAUGCAGCUAUUCCUUGAUACUCAGGAGUAUGGCCGAAACAUAUCUGCUUUGGGGUUAAAACCGGCAGAGAUCACGGCUUAUUGUUCGCUCUGGCAAUGCGUUGCACCUGCGGAUAGGCAAAACACGAUCAGUGUUUAA
Molecule: messenger RNA, 2331 nt
Organism: Microthlaspi erraticum
Lineage: Eukaryota; Viridiplantae; Streptophyta; Magnoliopsida; Brassicales; Brassicaceae
Source: the annotation of a GenBank genome assembly